Messenger RNA from Ruditapes philippinarum (Manila clam), 1238 nucleotides. RefSeq names its product protein jagged-1a-like. The coding region runs from base 16 to 945 and encodes 309 amino acids. Gene Ontology annotation, molecular function: calcium ion binding. NCBI's taxonomy places the organism in Eukaryota, Metazoa, Mollusca, Bivalvia, Venerida, Veneridae. The transcript is spliced from 8 exons. The record is from RefSeq and is a predicted model, not a curated record.
AAUAGUUUGAGAAGUAUGGAACAUCUGUUGGUUUUUAUUCUGAUAUGUUUCUCACUUGCGAGCAUGUCUAAUGCAGAGGAAGUCGGCUGCCCGAAACCAAAAGUAUAUGAAUGUACGACACAUAGUGAUUGUGAAUCCUUUGGAUUAAAAGAACAUGCCUGCAUUGACAAAAAUGGGAAAAAAAUCUGCAUGAGAUGUAAAUGUGCGCUCUUUCAUCAAUGUACAUGGGAUAAAAAUGAAGUUGUUUGUGAUAACUGUGAAGAAGGUUAUUUUGGUGAUCAUUGUGAAUGUAAAAACGAAACUAGUCAGUGUGACUCAAACCCUUGUGUCAAUGGUUGCUGUGUAGAUUCUGGUGAAAGCUACCAUUGCGAAUGUAGAUCUGGAUGGGGAGGACAGAAUUGUGAUGAAGAUGUGGAUGAAUGUUUAUCACAGCCAUGUGGGGUUGGUGCCUGUGUCGAUGAAACAAACAAAUAUAAAUGUGAAUGUCCAAACGGUUAUGUAGACAACUGUCAAGGUGUAGAUCCUCAAUUGGCUAAUGUUAUCAUCGGUUAUCGUAGCGUGACUGCUUCAUCAGAAUGGAGUUCUAACACUGGGCCACAUAAAGCGGUAGAUAACAAAUUUGGAAUAACAGGAAACUUAUACCACAGUGGCCCUAGCGAUUACAGCCCAUGGAUUCAAAUAGAGUUCAUAAAAGUAUACGGAAUCAAAAGAGUUGUGAUUUAUAACAGACAAGGCGGAGGCUGUCAAGAUACUAGUUGUGAUUCAAGACUUAGGGAUUUGACAAUGUAUGUUGGAAACAAUGUUUGUGCAAACUAUACAGGUCCUGCAACAAAUAUAUAUAAUCUUGAAAUACAAUGCGACCAACAGACGUUUGGAGAUACUCUUAGAUUACAAAAAGACGGACGCUGGCUUCACUUUGUUGAAAUAGAAGCAUAUGCAUACUAACAUUUUAAUUUUAUGUAGUUACUUUUAACAAAGUAUAUAUCUAUAAGAGGGAAUACAUAACGAGACGUGAAAAUUAAAAUAUAUCAAUGAUUAUUCUUUGUAUGGGAUAAAAACUGUAUCUUUCUGUUAGUUAACUUUGGGAAAAUUGCUAUAAAAUAAUAGAUAGUUAGAUUGAAUGUAAAUAUUAAGGUGGAUAAAAUAGUGUGUUUCUUAUUUUUGUUUUAUUUUUUGAGGGCUCAGUGCUAGACUUUUCUAACCUACAGUUUGAAAUACUUUCAGGAAAUGGAAAAAAG